Messenger RNA from Vigna radiata var. radiata (mung bean), 912 nucleotides. RefSeq lists its product as uncharacterized. The transcript is spliced from 2 exons. The record is from RefSeq and is a predicted model, not a curated record. The coding region runs from base 138 to 797 and encodes 219 amino acids. NCBI's taxonomy places the organism in Eukaryota, Viridiplantae, Streptophyta, Magnoliopsida, Fabales, Fabaceae.
ACCCACAUUUCCUAGGAAAACACAUCGUUUUCUGUCCAACUAUCCAUCUGCCACCUUUAAACCUAACCUGCAAACCCAACACAGAGAGACCAUCUAUCUAUCAAACUUCGCUUUUCUCUCUCUUUUUUUUUUUUUUUAUGAGUUUUUCGCCAAAACCUUCAUUUCCCAUUACACCCUUUUGGCUUUUGCAACGAAACAACAAAGACCCAACAGCAACUACCGACCGCACAAAAGCAGGAAGCAGCAGAACAGCGUUGUCGUGCUUUUCUUUUUCUCUCACUAUGAUGGGUCUGAGCAAGCUCGGAACCGCGAUAAUGGCGGUGACGGCGUUUACUCUGGUGGCCCUGGCCGCGGAGAUCGUGUACGUGCUGUGGCAACGGCGUCAGAGGCUCCGUCCGCGCGUGCGCGUGGAACCGCAGGAGGCUUCGCGCCAGUGUUCUACCUCGUCUUCUCCGAGCGAUGAUGACUUGGACCUGGAGCUGGAACAGCACGUGAUGAAGUGGCACUGUCUUAACGGUCCCUCUAGGGUGCUCUUCACCAUUAAGGAGGAAGAGAGAGAAGAGGUUGAGUCCGAUAACGGUAACGGUAACAGUUCGUCCGUGGAGUGUAACAAAAAGAAGUGGGUAAGUGAACGCGUGGCGGUUGACGAGGUCGCCAUCGCCGUCGCCGUUGAAGAAUUGUUGGACGAAACGACGCCGUUUUCAACGCCGUGUGCUUCACCUCCGUACUACACGCCGUACGCUUCGCCGAGUCGCGAGGAGUGUCGUAAAGAUGAAAACGACGGUUGUUAUGGUUAAACAGCAGCACCUCGUACGUUAUGAAGAGGCUAUCUGUUUGACGAUCAAGAGGCGCCUAGACGAUCACCGCGUCAAGGACUACACAUCUGACCGAUUAAUUGGGUGAAUCGAGCGG